Raphanus sativus (radish) is the source of this 1190-nucleotide messenger RNA. RefSeq lists its product as uncharacterized. Lineage: Eukaryota; Viridiplantae; Streptophyta; Magnoliopsida; Brassicales; Brassicaceae. The transcript has 2 exons. Bases 93 to 1073 code for a protein of 326 amino acids. The record is from RefSeq and is a predicted model, not a curated record.
GAAAAGAUAUAUUAACUCUUAGAUAGUCUCUAUAAUUAAUGAUAAACAACACCAUCAGCAUCAAUCUUCUCUCUUAAACCAACAAAAACUAUAUGGAUUCCCAAACCACAUUCGGGUCUUCCUCCGACACUAGUCGUCGUGGCUGGUGGUCACGACCAAUAGUUACAAUACCAGCAAGUAAUGAUCGUGACCCCACUUUCAAGGAAUCUGCGGUUGUAUAUUCACCCUUGCUCGCCGGCUUAUCCACAACCGUCGCCAUAUUCUUGAUCUUGUCAUUCAUCGACAAAGCUCACCCUCACCCGAAAUUCUCCAUCCAAUCCGUCGCUGUCUCUCAUUCUACUGCCACAUGUCACGUCGACUUCCUCGUAAAAAAUCCUAGCUCGAGAUAUUCUAUAUAUUACGACACUGGUGAUGCUUCUCUGAGGCUCGGUCAUAUAAACAUCGAUGUUUUUAACGUCACUCGUAAACGUAAUUACAGAGACCACACGGCUUUCUCGUUGGACUUCACUGCUGGAGAGGUAAAUGGAACCGACGUUGGUUCCCGAGAGCUUCAUAUCAAACUCGGGGGGAAGCACAAGCGUUGCGUAGCUUGUGAUGAAGCUGGGCAUUUUGAUCUCUUUUCACAUUCUGUCUCCGUCUCAAACGCAAAGGUAAAUGCAAACAUCUCAACCGCUGAUUGGAGAAUCGGUUUGGUUGCGAGGAGUCCGGUCACUGGCUGCGAAAUAUCUUUCCAUGCAAUCAAGUCUCGUCUCCUUCGCGGAGACGAGGUUGUGUCCGAGACAUCUCCGUCGUUGGAUGACUUCGGACAGCUUGUUACCUCAGAAGAAAACGAUGGACCGAUCACAAGUGUUGAUUUCAAAGCGGUUGUAACGCCGGGAAUUAUAGGCGAAGUGGUUAGAGGUUACCGGGUGGAGAUUGCUGCCGGAGUGAGUUCUGGUUUCUUGAUGGUGGUGUGCGACGAUCUACCGGUUAAAUUCACGGCGGAUCCAGCGGGAAAUGUUAUUGGAUCAUUACUAGGAAAUAUGAAACGGUGUGACUUUGUAUACGGAGAUAACUUGAAUAUUCGUGUUUAGAUCUUAAACUGUUAAUCCUCCGCGAUCAUGAAUCUUUGAUCUCUAUCUACAAGUUAUUGGCUUUAUGUUAUUUGUAUUUUUAUUUGUUAUUUUAGUGAUCCUCUAUCUCUAGAAAUU